This is a messenger RNA of Sciurus carolinensis (gray squirrel), 4626 nucleotides long. RefSeq names its product mitogen-activated protein kinase kinase kinase kinase 2 (gene Map4k2). Gene Ontology annotation, biological process: protein phosphorylation. Bases 65 to 2527 code for a protein of 820 amino acids. The transcript is spliced from 32 exons. NCBI's taxonomy places the organism in Eukaryota, Metazoa, Chordata, Mammalia, Rodentia, Sciuridae. The record is from RefSeq and is a predicted model, not a curated record. Gene Ontology annotation, molecular function: MAP kinase kinase kinase kinase activity; ATP binding.
GCCCCGCCCCGCCCCGCGCCGCCCCGCGCCGGCUCCGCAGCUCGCGCCCGCCGGGCGCCGGGCCAUGGCGCUGCUGCGGGAUGUGUCGCUGCAGGAUCCGCGGGACCGCUUCGAGCUGCUGCAGCGCGUGGGGGCCGGGACCUAUGGCGACGUCUACAAGGCCCGCGACACCGUCACGUCGGAACUGGCCGCCGUGAAGAUCGUCAAGCUGGACCCAGGGGACGACAUCAGUUCCCUCCAGCAGGAAAUCACCAUCCUGCGUGAGUGCCGCCACCCCAAUGUGGUGGCCUACAUUGGCAGCUACCUCAGGAAUGACCGCUUGUGGAUCUGCAUGGAGUUCUGCGGAGGGGGAUCUCUGCAGGAGAUUUACCACGCCACUGGGCCCCUGGAAGAACGGCAGAUUGCCUAUGUCUGCCGAGAGGCGCUGAAGGGGCUCCACCACUUGCAUUCUCAGGGGAAGAUCCACAGAGACAUCAAGGGAGCCAACCUCCUCCUCACUCUCCAGGGAGACGUCAAGCUGGCUGACUUCGGGGUGUCUGGGGAGCUGACGGCGUCUGUGGCCAAGAGGAAGUCUUUCAUUGGGACCCCUUACUGGAUGGCUCCGGAGGUGGCCGCGGUGGAGCGCAAGGGUGGCUACAACGAGCUGUGUGACGUCUGGGCCCUGGGCAUCACCGCCAUCGAGCUGGGCGAGCUGCAGCCGCCUCUGUUCCAUCUGCACCCCAUGAGGGCUUUGAUGCUCAUGUCAAAGAGCAGCUUCCAGCCACCCAAGCUGAGAGACAAGACGCGCUGGACCCAGAAUUUCCACCACUUCCUCAAGCUGGCCCUCACCAAGAACCCCAAGAAGAGGCCAACAGCCGAGAAGCUUCUGCAGCACCCAUUCACAGCCCAGCACCUCCCACGGGCCCUCCUCACCCAGCUCCUGGACAAGGCCAGUGACCCCCACCUGGGAGCCCUCUCCCCUGAGGACUGUGAGCUGGAGACCUAUGACGUGUUCCCAGACACCAUCCACUCCCGGGGGCAGCACGGCCCGGCCGAGAGGACCCCCUCCGAGGUCCAGUUUCACCAGGUGAAGUUUGGCGCCCCUCGCAGGAAGGAGACAGACCCGCUGACUGAGCCGUGGGAGGAAGAGUGGACGCUGCUGGGACAGGAGGAGCUGAGUGGGAGCCUGCUGCAGUCUGUCCAGGAGGCCCUGGAGGAAAGGAGCCUGACCAUUCGGCCGGCCUCGGAGCCCCAGGAGCCGGAGCCCCCAGAUGACGCCAUGGGAACCAUCAAGCGGGCCCCUUUCCUGGGGCUGCCCCCCGCUGAGCCCACAGCUGAGGCCCCUCUGCCCAGCCCCCCAGGAACCCUGCCCCCGGCUGCACCCGGCCCCGGCUGCCCCGCACUGCUGCCCACUGCCUGGGCCACCAUGAAGCAGCGGGAGGAUCCCGAGAGGUCGUCCUGCCACGGUCUGCCCCCCACCCCCAAGGUGCACAUGGGAGCCUGCUUCUCCAAGGUCUUCAACGGCUGCCCCCUGAGGAUCCACGCUGCGGUCACCUGGGUGCACCCUGUUACUCGAGACCAGUUCCUGGUGGUGGGGGCCGAGGAGGGCGUCUACACCCUCAAUCUGCACGAGCUGCACGAGGACACACUGGAGAAGCUGAUCUCGCACCGCUGCUCCUGGCUCUACUGCGUGAACAAUGUGCUGCUGUCACUCUCAGGGAAAUCCACGCACAUUUGGGCGCAUGACCUCCCGGGCCUGUUUGAGCAGCGGAGACUCCAGCAGCAGGCUCCUCUCUCCAUCCCCACCAGCCGCCUCACCCAGCGCAUCAUCCCCAGGCGUUUUGCCCUGUCUACCAAGAUUCCUGACACCAAAGGCUGCCUGCAGUGCCGCGUGGUGCGGAACCCCUACACGGGCGGCACCUUCCUGCUGGCCGCCCUGCCUGCCAGCCUGCUCCUGCUGCAGUGGUACGAGCCGCUGCAGAAGUUCCUGCUGCUCAAGAACUUCUCCAGCCCCCUGCCCAGCCCUGCGGCCAUGCUGGAGCCCUUGGUGCUGGAAGGGAAGGAGCUGCCGCAGGUGUGUGUGGGUGCCGAGGGGCCCGAGGCACCUGGCUGCCGCGUCCUGUUCCACGUCCUGCCCCUGGAAGCUGGCCUGACACCUGACGUCCUCAUCCCACCCGAGGGGAUCCCAGGCUCAGCCCAGCAGGUGAUCCAGGUGGACAGGGACACAGUCCUGGUCAGCUUUGAACGCUGCGUAAGGAUCGUCAACCUGCAGGGCGAGCCCACGGCCACCCUGGCCCCUGAGCUGACCUUCGACUUUCCCAUCGAGACUGUGGUGUGCCUGCAGGACAGCGUGCUGGCCUUCUGGAGCCACGGCAUGCAGGGCCGCAGCCUGGACACCAACGAGGUGACCCAGGAGAUCACAGAUGAGACAAGGAUCUUCCGAGUCCUGGGGGCCCACAGAGACAUCAUCCUGGAGAGCAUUCCCACCGACAACCCCGGGGCGCACAGCAACCUCUACAUCCUCACCGGCCACCAGAGCAGCUACUGAGCGGCCCUCCCUGCCCUUUUGGGCCACGGGGCUCUUCCUGGUUCGGAGGCGCCCAGGCCUUGGCUCCACCGGAGCUGAGAAGUGUGGGCAGGAGGGCAGGAGCGCCCCCAGGCCUCAGCAAUAACUGGACCAGAGGAAGCUGCUGUCGCCUCCCGGCGCAUGGGCAGCUCCGCCCUUGGCAGGGUCCCCUUGGCAGGAGGGGCCCCUGCCAGUCCAUUCCAUUUUCUUCCCAUUUCCUUUCCACUCCUCUGCCAAGAGCCGGCUGGGCUCCAUCCUGGGAGGUGUGUUCAGGAGAGCGCGGUAUUGGUAUUAAAGCUGGCUGCCUUGCCACUGGUCCCUCUGCUGGGGAACCCAGCCUGCCUCACCUCCCUCCCCCGCUCCCUCCCCGCAGCGCCCCGUCCGCGGGCUCCUGGUGUGUACUGCAUAUGCCCCAUGGAAGGGGAGGGCCACCAGAGCUCUGGGAGUCCAGGCAUAGGUGACUGAGGCCAUGACCCCAGCAGCUGUCUCCGGCAGGGCCACCCUCAGGUUUGCAGUUUGACACCUCCCGGUUAGUUUGAGCCCCAAGGACUCAUGCAGGGGUCUCUGAACAAGGAACCCCCAGCCAGGGCAGCCCUGCUCCCGGUGGCUCUCUCCUGUGGCCCCCAGAAGGAACCUGAGGGCUGCUCCCCCAGCCCUGGAGGCUGCUGCCCCGAGACAGCCUGGGGACAGCCAGCGGGCCCUGGGCUCUCCCCGCCCACUGAUACCCUGCGGUCUUCAGGUUACUGGGAAGCUUGGCCCCGUCCAUGGGCACACUCCCCGAGGUAGCCCUCAGUGCCAGGCCCUGGAGUCACACCAGAUAAGGACCAGCCCUGGGAGAAGGGGCCGUCCUGGCCAGAGGCUACACCUCAGAGCGGGUGUCCUCACGUGGCUCAGCUCACACUUUACCUUGUUCUGUGAACCCCUCAGAAGGUCUGGGCGCCCAUGCCGGGGGUCCCCUGUUGCCCCAGGUAUUGACUGGCUGCUUGUGACCAGCGCCUUUGUGCAGGGCAGGCCAUGGAGGCAGGAUGGGAGCCCCGAAGGAGGCUUGGGGUGCACAGCAGGGCUGCAGGGGGAGCCUGGGUCCUCUGCACCCCCAGGCCAGCAGUGCCUGCCAACUCAGUGAAGCUACCGGAGGGCCGGGGAGGGCCACUCCUGUGAACCAACUCACGGCCCUGUUGUCCCACUUGGCCACCCGCCAGUAGAGCUCUGACUGCUGUUUCCAGGGACCAGGAGGGGAAUGGGGAACUAGACCGAGUGAGGGGCACACCCCGCGUCCCUGGUGAGCCCAAAGGAUGGCGAGAGGCACCUGCCCAGCUCUGAAGGCUCAUGUCCAUCAGGGAGCCAUUUCGGGCUAACAGGGGUGGGGCACCUGCACUCCCAGCUCCAGCCAUCGGGACCUGGGGGGGGGGGGGGGCUGCUGGAAGCCGCUGCCGGUGAAUCCCGCCCUGCCGAGGCGCAGCCGGGCCAGGGGCCCUCGGAGCAGCUGGCGUCAGCGCCACCUUGUGGCAGGCCGUCCAGCCCUGGGUUUGGCCUGAAGCAGGGCUGUGGAGGGGGGUCCCUCCUGUGAAAGGCCAGGAGGGGCCUCUGAUGAAGUGCUGCCAGCAGAGGCAGGCUGCAAGCCAAAGAUGGCCCAGAGCCGGACACAUACCGAGACGCUCACCUUUAUUUCCGUACGCGUUCAUACACAGCCUUGCCCAAGGCACAGGAUUUUUUUCUUUCAAAUGCAACAAUGAAAAGUCUCCCUUCCACGCCACUGCAGCCCCGGUGCCAGUCACUUACGAAGGCUUUUACAAGUGUUUAUGUGUAUUUAAGCAUUUCAGUAUGCUUUUUCACACAUGCGGUGACACAUGCCGCAUGUCCUACUGGCUUGCCUUUCCCUCAUCCCUGCUGCCCUUGUCUCUUUAUGGCUAAGGGUGGUCCCUGGUACGGGUUCCCAUAACUGAUGCUGGUGACCUGUAACUGGAUACCUACUGAUGGAAAGUCACGUCGUUCCUACUACUUUGAUAUUAAAACAAUGCUGCAAUAAAUGUCCUUAUGUCAAUGCCACUUGGCACAGUCAAGUGUCUGGAAAAUAAACCGCU